AUGGCUAUGAAUCAAAUCCCCGGGCUGAACAUCUAUAUUGGAGGGUUGGUUGCUCCUUCCCCGUCCUGUACCAAACCGUCCCCCUCCCCUGGGCACGAUUCCCUCUCUUCGCGGGGGCUUACGUCUAGUAUAAUGGCACUCAAGAACAAAGCUGCCUUGACUAGAGCAAACAUUACACAUGUUGUUUCUGUGUUGCGACUCAGUGACGCCGAUGAGGCAUUAGAUCCCUUUCAACAGCUCUGCAUAGAGAUCGAUGACAUCGAGAAUGAAGACUUGCUCGAACAUAUUCCAGUUGCCCUUGAGUUCAUCCAGUCCGGUCUGGAUGCUGGUGGAAGUGUGCUUGUGCAUUGUGCUAUGGGGAAAUCCCGUUCGGCUGCCAUUUGUAUCGCGUACAUGCUUCACCGUCAGCCUACCGCGUUGACGCCAGAGUCCGCGCUUGAUAUCAUCAGACAGAACCGCCCGCUCUGUGAGCCCAAUAGCGGGUUUAUGGAACAGCUCUCGGUGUAUCAUCAGAUGGGAUGUCCAGCUGAGGUCCUCACCCACCCUGUCUACGGUCGGUGGCUCUACCGCCGGGAGGUUGAGGACAGCGUCGCAUGUGGGCAAGCGCCGAAGAUGGGGUCCGUGCUGUUUGAAGAUGAGCAGUCACACCACCCAAACGAAACUGUGGGUCGACAGACAGAGAUCAAAUGUCGGAAAUGCAGACGCAAGUUGGCGACAACGCCGUUCAUCAUACCCCAUACUCCCAAAAAGGACGUCAGGGCUCCCACAACCGAGUGCGCUCAUGUGUUCCUCCAUCCGCUGACGUGGAUGCGUCCGUCCCUCUUUCCCAAUGUUAACUCCAGCUCUUCCAAGUCGCCGUACGGUACGCCGCCGGAGGAGGCCCCGUUAUCUGGCCGCCUGACCUGCCCCAAUACAGGAUGUGGGGCUAAUAUCGGUAAGUUCGCGUGGCAGGGCAUGCAAUGUAGCUGUACCGAGUGGAUAGUCCCGGCCAUUGGUCUUGCGAAGGCCAGGGUGGACAUCUCCAAUUCAGUCAACAUUAGUCGUGGGCCUGGGAACUUGGCCGCUGCGACGGGGAUUCGCCUACCCCCUGGAAUGAAACCUAAUCCCGUAGAUGGAGGCAAUGGACGAGGGAAUCUCUGA
Molecule: messenger RNA, 1140 nt
Organism: Aspergillus heteromorphus CBS 117.55
Lineage: Eukaryota; Fungi; Ascomycota; Eurotiomycetes; Eurotiales; Aspergillaceae
Gene: dspC
Product: dual specificity phosphatase YVH1
Exons: 5
Coding region: 1-1140 (379 amino acids)
Biological process (GO): protein dephosphorylation
Cellular component (GO): nucleus
Molecular function (GO): protein tyrosine/serine/threonine phosphatase activity
Source: RefSeq, a predicted model, not a curated record